AUGGACGUGUGCGGGCUGUGCCAGCGAGCAGACUGCGGCCCGGACAUCGUUGGGGAGCUGCGCCAAAAGCGUGAGCUCUGUGUCCACGAGAAGUGCCUGUUCCACGCCAGCAGGCUCAGACAGAGAGGGGCCGAUCAACAUGGCUUCUACGGCUUUCUCAAGUCUCGCGACGUCAGGCGGGUGAUGAAACGGACAGCACAGAAGAGGUGCUGCAUCUGCCAGCUACUGGGAGACUCCAUCUCCUGCCGCGGCUGGCGCUGCCGCCGGACGUUCCACUUGCCCUGUGGCAGCGAGCGGGGCUGCGUCUCCCAGUUCAGAAACAGCUGGAUGAGAUGCAAAGGGCUGCUUCAAGAGUGCGAGGACGUCUCCAGAAAGGACUCGGAGGGGCUGGAUAUUGAGCGGUGGAGGGUGGCGACGGGUCCUGCGCUGACGGACCUGAGGUCAAGGCACCGUGAUACGCCCCGGUCCCUCACGACCCAGUGCCCCACAGCAUGGCCGGAGCAGGGGGCCAGACCCUCCUUGCGUCCCCCCUGCUCAAAAGGCGGUGUCAGGCCCCAGGGUGGACAAGGCCACAAUGUCCUCCGGCCUCUCCCCCAUCCCACUUGCCGGGACGAGGUGGCGGGGCGGCCCUGUUAUACCACCAUGGUCUGCCCCAGCCGCGCCAGCGCCUGGUUCCACCGCCGCUGCAUCCAGGGCCAGGCGCUGCGCUCGGGCCUGCACCACUUUCGGAGCCCUCUGUGCCGGGACAUGACAGCCUUCCAGGCAGAGAUGUUCCGCUUGGGCAUCAAAAUCCCCGACAGGGAUGCUGCCUGGGAGGAGGAGGGCUCUCUCCUCGACUUGGUGCUCUGGCAGAGCUCCUGCGACGCCGACCAGUGCCUGUGCCCUCUGGGCCGCGACCAGGCAGAGCAGGCGGGGCCGUGGAGACUCCUGGUCUGCAGCUCCUGUGGCUCCCGUGGGACCCGCCAGUGCUGCUCCGCCCUGGAAGAUGCCACCGAGUCCUGGGAGUGCAGGGACUGCAGCGGCACGCACAGCGGUGAGGGGGGCAGCGGGAGGACAGGGUGCCCAGGGCGUGGUGGCUCCCACAGCCACUGGGGACUUGGGGACAGGCGCUGUGACGCGUGGAGGGAGGGAGCGUGGCAGGGGCUUGUUGUGCUCAUCAUCUCCCUGCCCCCUGCAGUGCCCGACAUUGCAGCCGGACCAGACUCUGGCCCCCCUGGCGCAGGGACCCUGGCACAGCGCUCCCAGUAA
Molecule: messenger RNA, 1248 nt
Organism: Falco peregrinus (peregrine falcon)
Lineage: Eukaryota; Metazoa; Chordata; Aves; Falconiformes; Falconidae
Product: G2/M phase-specific E3 ubiquitin-protein ligase-like
Cellular component (GO): nucleus
Source: RefSeq, a predicted model, not a curated record